Siniperca chuatsi (mandarin fish) is the source of this 3421-nucleotide messenger RNA. RefSeq names its product sodium channel modifier 1 (gene scnm1). The record is from RefSeq and is a predicted model, not a curated record. Gene Ontology annotation, biological process: RNA splicing. Bases 569 to 1348 code for a protein of 259 amino acids. Gene Ontology annotation, cellular component: nucleus. The transcript is spliced from 8 exons. Lineage: Eukaryota; Metazoa; Chordata; Actinopteri; Centrarchiformes; Sinipercidae.
UUAGCUUGUCGUUGUCGUGAAGUAGCUUGUCAGGUUUUGGUCACACAGGAUUAAACAGUACAUUGUGUAAAAUAGGAAAACAUAAUACGGGAAGAUGUGCAUUCUGUGAUCAAGAAGAAACUUUAGAGCAUGUUAUGAAUGUUAUGAUUUACUGUCCAAAAUAUGAUGCUGAGAGAAGAGAACCGACACUGAACCUUAAGGAAAUAAAGAUGGGGUUUGAUUUACGUGAUCUUUUACAAAGAAGUUCUAGAAAGAAGUGUUAUCUGUUGUUUUUUUUCAUUAUCUUAGGAGAACAAAUUUGAUAAGAGAAUAUAACUAUGGUGUGUUUGUUAUUUUCUUUUAUUUAAUCAUUAGUGAAUGUAUAGUUUGUCCCGAUCCACUCUCCAUUCCAGUUGGUGGCGGUAAUGCGCCAUAACGUUGAUUGCCAACCGCCAUUAAACUUUACGAAGAAGAAGAAGAAGAAGAAGAAGAAGAAGAAGAAGAAGAAGAAGAAGAAGAAAAAAUAAUAAUAGUCAAUUUACAUGUUACUGUUAUCUGUUUCAGAUAAUCAACCGUAAUAAGUAACGUUAUGUCUUUUAAAAGGGAUGGUGAUGACAAGAGUCAGUUGAACAUCCUGAAGAAACGGCGUGUGGCAGAUCUUCUGUCUAAUUUUAUUCCAGAAGAUGAAGCAGCGCUUAUGAAAAAUGGGAGAUACACUUGCCUUGUGUGCUCCUACCGUCCUGUGUUUGAUACAGUUGAUAUGCUGACAGUCCACAGAAACGGAAAAAGGCAUCUGGAAGGAUUAAAAUCAUUCUAUGGCAAGAAAGCACAGUUGAAGAAUGAAAUAUCAAAAAGGCAACAUGAAAACUAUGUCCAGACCGAAGACAGAAGACAGGAACCCUCCUGUUCAGCCCCUUUACUGGCACAAACACGGAAGCUUACACAUCACGCUUUAUUGAUGACUGUACCAUACAACAGCUGCCAUAGAAAAACCAGUACGAAAUCUGAAAAAGGACCAUUGAGCAUCGGCUCAGAUCCCAGUGACAACUCUUCCAGCAAAACUGCAUCUGAACAAGAAAAAGCAUGUCGGAAAACUGAAGUUUCAAACAAUUUAUCACAAAGCAGUCCUAGUGGCUGCACAGCAGCUGAUGAUCCAUCAGAAGACAUAAAAGGAUCUCAGGCUGCUGUGACACAGGAGGCAGAGCCUAUAACAGCCCAGAGGAGGAGAGAGCUGGAACACUACCUCAAACUAAAAAGUGAGGGGUGGUUGCAAGACCGGAGCGGCCAGUGGGUUAAAGAUUCAAAUGUGGAGUUUGAUUCUGAUGAGGAGGAGCCUCCUUCGCUUGCCCCCCUACCUACAAGUCACUGAGAGGACUAACUUUGGGAAAACACAGAUGAACUCGUACCACAGUGGUACAUUCAGUAGCCAUGGUGCUGUUUGUAACAGCCGGAGCUCCAUGUGUAAGGACUUUCUUAAACAAAUUUGUAUCAUGCAUCAACCUUUCAUUGAAUUCCAUGUUUUUCCUGUGCUGAUUCUACAGCACCUGUGUUAUCUUGGGCGUCACUCUUUAGUUGUAAAAAUAGACUGCUAGUCACCAGUAAUCAUCAGCAGCAACAGCUGACCCACGUUAUCCUCCCCAUCAUCAGCCUUAUGUCUUGUUCAUGGACCCUUCAGCAUCAGAAGAGCAGCACUGAAAGCUGAACAAACACUUGACUUUUCAGCUGAAUGUGUCUUGUAGCCUACAGGAUGAGUGAGACUAUUUUCAUUGCCCUUUGUUAUGUAUUUUACCCCUUUCCAUUGGGUGCCAUCUCCCCUCUGGUAGGACUAAUCCUCAGUCAGCUUUACUAUAAAUCAGCAGCAGAUAGGCUGUAUUUAUUGCUAAUCUGGUUAGUGAAGCCACCGGUUAGCAUUCUUCACAGGGUGUUCGUUCAGCACAGUUGGUUUAAAUUGGAUAACACCAUCAGGGUCAGUGGGCGGGGGCAGAGGGACUUAACAUGGGUUAGUUUCUGUCGAAACUGCUAAUAUGCGUCAAAAGCACUCUCGCUUCAUUAUUUUGGAGCUCAGAGUGUCCCCACCACAUGGGGAAGCACUUAAUAUGUUGAAGAUCUUUCUUACUCAUUGUGGAUACUUGGCAGUAUGACAUGUAAACACUUGUAAUAUGCUUUGAAGACAAAUUUAUAGAUAUUUAAAUUCUGAUUACCUUUAAUAUCAUGUCUGCCAUUCCAGUGUUACAACUUACACAGUCCUCUGGUGCAAAUUUGACAAAAAAAAAUCCAACAAAUGAAACACAAUAUGGUAACAGUCUGUCACAGCAUUGAUGGCACCCAGCAUGACAAUCCAAAAAUACACCUGUGUUUUACUGUGAAACAGUGAUCAAAGGGAAGAUAAACCCUCAGAAGAGCUUGUGGCGAGGCAACGCUGACUUUAAAUCAUUUUAAUAUGCCAAAUGUCAUUGAAGUCUGCGUGACUUUAAAAAUCUGACCUUUGAGAAGUCUAAAAAUCUGGUGGUCAUGUCAAACUUGACAUUAAGUCACAGCGCUUUAAAGAAAUAAAAAUAUAGGUUAAAGAAAUGAGGGGAGGUAGUGCAGGAACCCCAGCAAUGCUGUCAAAAUCCUCAGAGGUUAGCAGCUGUUUCUGUUCAUAAAUCUCUGUGGGUGCACACGGGUGCAACCCUCUUAAAGUUGGUUCCUUAUAUUUGGAACAAGGUAACUCAAGCCCAGUGGACUAGGUUACGUUUCCCAUCAGGCUGUGUGGGGUAAAAAUAGCUCAGGUGCUUGAGGGAAGUCAGAGGAUCAGGAGCGACUUUAAGGGAUCAAAGCGCUGUGAUUCUUAACAUGAAGGGUUCGUCCCUAACGUGCUGCGGUAUAUGUCAAUCUUGGGGGGAUAUUAUCACUUAAAGUUCACCAUAGACUCUGUAGAUUAAUAAUGUUAUGAUGUUGUAAAUGAUGGACCUGUUGACAAAGUUCCACAAUUUGCUGUAGAAUUGCUGUCACAUUGUCAACAUCUCAUUUUGGGUUGAAAUCCUGUAUUUCCAGUAUCCCUGGAUCUAAUACAGAUUAAUAUGACACAAUUAAAAGUUCAUGCUUCUGCAAAACAAUGCUGUCCAGUUUCAGCUGUAGAUUCUUAAAUGCACCAAACUAUGUGCUGCUUUGGUGCAUUUAAACCAAUAUUUGUUGAAAAUACUAUUCAUAUAUCCAAUAUACUCAUGUCCAGAUAAGGUGUAGAAACAAUAAAAUUAAACUUGCCAAACAUUUACAAAAAAUACUUGAAUAUAUAUUUUUAUUUAAAGUAUUUACAGUUUGUUUUCCUCCCACAGAUAGCACCACACUGAAAAUGUUUUCAUGAAUGAAAAGAGUUAACCUUUUGUUUGGGAUGAUGUUGGCGAUGCACAAACUAAAAGCACAAAAUAAAAGACACUUCACAUUUUGCUUGUGACCUAUA